GGUGGCGCCGUGUUUCUCUUAAAGUGAAACCAGCAAAGGGCAGAACAACACGAUAAAAUAACUGUUAGUGUUACUACCAAUACUUUAUUUGUGAAUGUUUCGCUGCCAUAAAGUACAUUUUUGACUGAAGUACAGAAGACGCGCCUUGUCGCUUCUUGGACGUGAACGGGCAGCGCAAUAUAACCCGUAGAGUUGUGAGCUGAGCACCGGGCCUGUGCUGGAGGGAGCGGCUCUGUGAUGGAUCGGCUGAAGCUGUCUCGCAUAGAUGAGGAGCUGGAGUCCUCUGAGGUGGCAUCUCUCUGCUUUUUGUGUCAAGAUGUUGUCAACAGGAAACGUCUGGAGGGAAUCAGGGAUGCGAAAAAGCUGUUCUUGAGACUGGAAGAAAAGGGUCUGCUGGAGAACGACUUGUUCCUUUAUAACCUCCUCCAAACUAUCCGUCGAACAGAUCUCCUCAACCUCCUGGAGACAGACAGCAGGCGACUGGAAGAAACCGACGCAAGUCCCAUGCUGUCAGAAUACAGGGUGACACUGUACAAGGUGUAUGAGGACAUGACUCAGGAAAAUCUUGACAAGAUGAAGUUUCUUUUGAGCAGCCAGCUGGGCAGAAGACAAACUGAGACAUGCAAUACGGCACUGGAUGUGUUUGCUGAAAUGGAAAAGAGUGGUUUACUGUCGAAUACAAAUCUUCAAGAGUUGCAUACAGUGUUGCUGCAACUGGAUCAACAACUGGCAUCGAUGAUACAGCGCUACAUGGAAAGGGUAACCCCGCCGCCUCAAGCCAGAGUGUCUCAUGUCAGCAUGGAUUACCAGAGGGUCAACAACGUGUCGAUAUCUGAAAGUCAGGCCCGCUGUAGAGAAAUGACUGUUUGCUCCGAUGCAGAACCAAAUACAGAGUCCUCCUCUCUUCCUGAUCAUGCGGACUACUACGCUCUGAAAAAUAUACCACGUGGAUUGUGUGUGGUCAUCAAUAAUGAGGACUUCCAGGGAUCAGAGCUAAAAUCCCGAAAAGGAAGUCAGGAGGAUGUGGAGGCUCUGAGCACAGUGUUCACCCUCCUUGGCUUUACUGUGUCGGUGCACAACAACUUGACUGCAGAAGCCAUGCGACAAGAACUACGGAUGCUAGGCUCACGGGAUUUUCUGGAUGAAGAUGCGUUGGUGGUGUGCGUGCUCUCCCAUGGAGCAAUGGAAUGUGUCUUUGGGGCCGAUGAACAGAAGGUGUCCUUAAAAGAACUGACCCGGCCCUUCACCAGCAGGGGAGCACCCACCUUGGCAGGGAAGCCCAAACUGUUCUUCAUCCAAGCGUGUCAGGGAAGCGACUACCAGAGAGGAGCCCAGCCGUGUCCCUUGAGGCCAAAACAGGAGGAGGCGGUCCGGGAGAGCCUGGAGGAAGACGCUGGUUCUGUGAGCGGCGAGACUGUCCCUUGGGAGGCCGACAUGCUGCUGGGCAUGGCCACCGUGCCGGAGUGCAAGUCAUUUCGAAACAUUAACACGGGCUCCAUCUACAUCCAGGAGCUGUGCAGGCAGCUGAGGAGGUCAGCAGAAAGCUCGGAGAAGGAGGAUGUACUCACUGUGCUGACACGUGUGAACAGGGAGGUCGGCAAAGGAGAAUAUUUAAACUACAAACAAAUGCCACAGCCCAAAUACACCCUCACCAAGAAGCUCGUCCUCAAAUUUGUGUGAGCUGACCACAAACCAAGUGCAAAGCUGAGAAUGUGCCAAAUUUUGCUUAGACUUGACUGGUUUGCUGUGUGUAUGGAUAUGGCCAUGUCUGUUGUUUUUAAUCUCACUGUACAGCACAGCUGGUUUAAUGAAUUUGACUGUCUGCAUACUUAUUUUGAGAAUUGUAUGUCUCUUAAUCAAAAAGCAUCGUGGCAUAUAAAAUGUUGCCGAAGCCACUCGGAGAAAAUGUCCUUUUUGAAUUGUUUACAAUUAUUCCCAUAUGAUUUAGGACAGCAACAAUGUGUUAUUUGAGAAAAGUGUAAUUUUAAGAGAGAAUUUGCAUAAAUCUGCCCUUUAUAUACACAUUAUUUGUGUUGGUGUUUUAUGAAGUCAGUUCUUUAAAAAAAAAAAAAAAAGAAAGUUGCAAAAUGCAGAAAUACUCUGUUACAGCUACAGUACUGUCCUCUUUACAUGCACCAUCCAUUAUCCACAUUAUAACAUCUUUAUUGCAAAAAAGUAGUAAUGUGUGAAGAUGAAUGCAGGAGAAUGAAAACUACAUUUGCACUUUAAAAAUGAAGAAAGAUGUAUGAUUUAACUGAACUACAGUCCAGUAUUUAAGUUCAUGUAUUUACUUGUAACGCACCUUUAUUCAGUAACAUGAGAAGUCUGUUAAUAAAUAUAGAAAUGA
Messenger RNA from Anarrhichthys ocellatus (wolf-eel), 2347 nucleotides. RefSeq names its product caspase-8-like. The coding region runs from base 238 to 1680 and encodes 480 amino acids. The record is from RefSeq and is a predicted model, not a curated record. The transcript has 12 exons. NCBI's taxonomy places the organism in Eukaryota, Metazoa, Chordata, Actinopteri, Perciformes, Anarhichadidae. Gene Ontology annotation, molecular function: protein binding; cysteine-type endopeptidase activity. Gene Ontology annotation, biological process: regulation of apoptotic process; proteolysis.